Anastrepha ludens (Mexican fruit fly) is the source of this 1690-nucleotide messenger RNA. Its product is annotated as zinc finger protein 616. NCBI's taxonomy places the organism in Eukaryota, Metazoa, Arthropoda, Insecta, Diptera, Tephritidae. Gene Ontology annotation, molecular function: zinc ion binding. The record is from RefSeq and is a predicted model, not a curated record. Gene Ontology annotation, cellular component: nucleus. The coding region runs from base 183 to 1619 and encodes 478 amino acids. The transcript is spliced from 4 exons.
CUAGCGGCUGGUUGUCAAUCUCAGCUGUUCCGCGAUUGAAAGAAACGGCAAUAAUUUCUUCUUUUUAAUAUUUAUAUAUAUAUGCACAAAAAAAUAACGCGGAUAAUUGUAAACAAAAAAUUACUGUUUUACCAUAUUUAUUUAUUAACGACUUGAACCGGUGCAGUGUAAAACAAAGUGAUAUGAAGUUGAAUAAUGUAGUUCCCAAUAGCUGUCGAGUAUGCUUGAAACGUUCAACUAAGCUGCGCUCUCUUUACAAGCCACUGGACGAAGGUGAGGAGCCGCCAAAUGAAAUGCUGCGUCUUAUAACCGGCGUUGAGCUGGAGGAGGUGGAUGUCUGCGAAGGACUACCCAAAUUUAUUUGCAAGAACUGUGAGCUGUCACUAAGUUUAGCCUAUCAGUUUCGCGUUAAAGUGCUGCGUACACAUCAAAUCCUCCAAAACUUAAGAGUCUCUGACGAGGCGAGAGUUGAAACAAAUGAUUCUACAACAACUUCUGUGAAAGUGGAGUUGGAUUAUUGGGCGAAUGGUAAUGCGCCCAGUGAUGAGGUUUACAUCAAUGAAGAACAAGUACAGAAUAGUAAAGACAUGAAAGUAGAAGUGCUAGAAUUGUCAUUUUCCGACAUUGACGCAAUUAAUAUAGAAGAUGAAGAGCAGGAGAUACUAGCACUAAAUGAGGAAGACGAGGAAAUAAAUGAAGAAUGCAAACCAGAGUAUUUGGAUGACAUAGAAUUUGACAAUGAUGCAGAAACUGCUAGUAUGUCCGCACCUGAGACCGUAUCGGAAGCAGAAGAGCAUGAUUCGCAGGGAGAUCAGUCGCUAUUUAAUUAUGAUAUGAAAGUUGAACCUGAUGAUGACGCCAUUUCCGAAGAAGCUACUGCUGAAGAAAAAAAAUUAGCUCCUGUAAAUAUAAAAUCCGAAAAUAAGUGUUGGGAUCUAAGAUCCGCGUGUGAAAAUGCAGCGCAAAUGGGAAAACGGAAGUCGCCUACAAAAUCUACCACCAACAACAAAGGGAAACAAAAACAACAGCCAACUAAAUCCGUUCAGGAAGCGGAAAUUUUGGGGGCCACAGCAGAAAAAAGCUCGCGAAGUACUAUUCGUAACGCCGCUCAUAUUUGCGAUAUAUGUGGGAAUAUUUAUGCGAAACGCGGCCGCAUGAUGGAGCAUAGACGGCGACACGACAAAGAGUUGCGUUUCGCUUGCGAGCUCUGCGAUAAACGUUUUCACCUGCGUGAAAAAUUGCGCAAGCAUAUGUUUCUGCACACUGGCGGCAAACCAUAUAAAUGUUCGUUCUGCAGUCGGACAUUCUUCUAUGAAAGUGUGAAGAAAGCCCACGAGACGGUUCAUAGCGGUGUCAAACCGUACGUCUGCGAUGAAUGUAAUAAAGCCUUCGCAUAUGCCCAUGCGCUCAGCAAACACAAACUGAUACACGCCGACAUCAAGCUGUAUCACUGCGAGUAUUGUGGCAAGGACUUCCGCCUGCAGCAUCACAUGAAACAGCAUAUCGAAACAAAGCUGCAUCAAAAUGCCGUACGUGUUGCCCAAAUGUCACACACAGAGAUUAAAUCAUUGUCUAUUGGUCCGUCAAAGGAACUACCAGCAACUAUAUCGAAUAUAUAAACUAACAUUAGGUUUAUUCAAUUUAAAAUUGUAAUUGUUUACUAUUAGUAUUAUAACACACAUUUUAUGUA